CAUAUUUGACUUAAAUUGGAAAUUUGAACACAAGAAAAAGUGCUGAAAACUAUUCAAUUCAAAUGUAUUGCCUCACACUCUUGCAAUUUUGCUCCUCAUUUCCACCUAUAACAAGUCUCAGCCCUGUUAAUAGCAUAAUACUGGAGAUACAAGAGAAAUGGCUAAAGUUCACCAGCAAAGCCGGCAACAUCACAUUACCCUUAAUCACAAUGCGAUAUUAACCUCAAAUAUUUGAUAGCUUUGUUUACCUUUGAUCUGGUAUCAAUAGUUUUCACUUUAAUCAAAUAUUAUGGUCAAUAACCAAGAUUCCUCACCCGCAAUCCACAAUGUUUAUCCUCCGCUAUAUAACAGCCAAAGUGUGGCUGUUUGUAAUGUUCUUGAAUCUGGGGCUUCGCCAUGUCUACAUCCAGAAAAGUCGCAGUGGUUACUGGCAGCAACAAAGGCAUUGGCCUUGCCAUAGUUAAAAGCCUGCUGGAGAAAUUCGACGGCGAUGUCUUUCUAACCGCUAGAAAUUCCGCUAAAGGAAAAACUGCAGUUGAGAAGCUCAAGGCUUUGGGGUUUAAGCCCCAGUUUCAUCAGCUGGAUGUCGUUGACCAAAACAGUGUAGACACUUUCCGGGACUACAUUAAGCACACAUAUGGGGGGCUGGAUAUUCUAGUCAACAAUGCUGGCGUAUAUGCCGAUAAAUCACUCCCAUUGGGGGAUCAAGCUGAACAAAACGUGGGAGUCAACUAUUUCGGCACGCUAAAAGUAAGCGAGGCUCUUUUACCCCUCCUCAGAGCGAAUGCCAGAGUUGUAAACUUAUCGAGUUCAGCAGGUCGCUUGAAACGAAUUCCCUCCACUGAUCUUCAGGCCGAAUUCAAGGACCCAAACUUGACCAUUGAAAAACUGAACAAUAUGAUGAAACAAUACAUAAAGGCGGCAAAGGAAAACAAUCACAUGGCUGAGGGCUGGGGAGACAACGCUUACGUGGUAUCCAAAGUGGGACUCAGUGCUUUGACUCUCAUUCAGCAGCGGCUGUUCGAUCGAGAGAGCCCGAAACGCAAUAUUUCCGCCAAUUUCGUCCACCCAGGAGCAGUCAUUACCGACAUGAACCAAAAUGGGGUUUUACAAGUAGAUGAUGGGGCAAAAUCCGCACUGUUUGCUGUAUUUCAGCCGAAUUUGAAGGGAAAAUAUGUCUGGUACGAUUGCCGAAUUAUUGACUGGGAUGGACCUUUGCCUCAGUGAUUGACUGUUGGCAUUGAUAGACUCAUGUAAAUAAAUAGUUCAAGAUGAGUUGAAGAUGAUUUGUUUGAAAAGCUGAAUAAAAUUGCCGUAGUGUUCGAUUA
Messenger RNA from Dendroctonus ponderosae (mountain pine beetle), 1328 nucleotides. RefSeq names its product carbonyl reductase [NADPH] 3. The record is from RefSeq and is a predicted model, not a curated record. Bases 397 to 1227 code for a protein of 276 amino acids. Gene Ontology annotation, molecular function: carbonyl reductase (NADPH) activity. The transcript is spliced from 4 exons. Lineage: Eukaryota; Metazoa; Arthropoda; Insecta; Coleoptera; Curculionidae.